Molecule: messenger RNA, 159 nt
Organism: Fusarium mangiferae
Lineage: Eukaryota; Fungi; Ascomycota; Sordariomycetes; Hypocreales; Nectriaceae
Exons: 2
Coding region: 1-159 (52 amino acids)
Source: RefSeq, a predicted model, not a curated record
AUGCCCCAGAUAUCACGGGUUCAGGCUAGCAGCACCGUACACGAUGCGAACGAUGCUUCGUGCGGAUCUUUUGGGAUCAGAUCCUUCCCACGAUACAAGUCUGCAACAUACGGGUGUGGCGAGAAUAUGUCAUCCCCCUCGCGAGUGAGGACGACCUAG